Cicer arietinum (chickpea) is the source of this 1702-nucleotide messenger RNA. Its product is annotated as ultraviolet-B receptor UVR8. The record is from RefSeq and is a predicted model, not a curated record. Lineage: Eukaryota; Viridiplantae; Streptophyta; Magnoliopsida; Fabales; Fabaceae.
AUCCGCACGAAACAGUAUAAAAGUGAAAAACAGGAGUCUAAACAAAAGUAAAGUAGUUGGAUUGGUAGAGAGUAUAAGAAGAAGGGAAGAUAGAAUGAUGGAAGUGAAAAGUGAAGAGAAGGAUGAAUCAAAUGAAAGAUUGUGGAGUUGGGGUGCUGGAACAGAUGGUCAAUUAGGAAAUGGUCAACUUCAGGAUGAACAAAUCCCUCAACAACUCUCUCUUUCCUCACACUCACAUAUCUCCUCACUUGCCUGUGGCGCCGCUCAUGUCAUCGCCCUAACAUCAGGUGGGAAAGUAUUGUCAUGGGGCAGGGGCAAUAGUGGUCAACUAGGCCAUGGAGAGGUUGUGAGUAACAUGUUGUAUCCCAAGGCUGUAACAUCUUUGGACGAACAUUUCAUAACACAUGUCUCUGCUGGAUGGAGCCACUCAGGUUUUGUUUCAGAUACUGGGUCCCUGUUCACUUGUGGGGAUGGCUCCUUUGGUCAACUUGGGCAUGGGGAUUAUGCUUCACACAGUUCACCAAUCAAAGUGUCAUUCUUUGUUGAUCAACAGGUUGCAGGGGUUGCAUGUGGAAUGCGCCAUUCUCUUGUCUUGUUGAAAGGUUGUCUUUUGAAUCAAGUUUAUGGAUUUGGCUCUGGGAAGCGUGGUCAACUGGGUGUCUCCAAAGAUAGAAUCAAAUCUAUUAAUCUUCCUAAAGUUAUCAGUGGCUUUGAAGAUGUGGAAAUAGUUGGAAUUGCUGCAAAUGGAGAUCAUAGUGCUGCAUUAUCUGUUGAUGGACAUCUUUUUACCUGGGGAAGAGGCUUCAAGGGCUUUGAAGAUUCUCACAUUCCACAAAGUUUAAACUCUACGUUGAAAUUUACUAAAGCCACUCUAGGAUGGAACCACGGUUUAGCUAUGACUGGUGAAGGGGAGGUUUAUAUGCUCGGUGGCAACCACCUUGGAGUGCUUAGUGAUCUUCACAGUGUAUGUCAAGCUAAUCAGUUAACUGUAGAUUCAAGAGAAGCCAAUUUGGAGAAAGUUCCUGGUCUUGAUGGGACGAAGGUUACUGAUAUUGCUACUGGAGCUGAGCAUUCUGUCCUUGUCACAGACAAUGGAGAAAUCAAGACAUGGGGUUGGGGUGAGCAUGGUCAACUAGGGUUAGGGGAUGCUGAUGAUCGAACCAGUCCUGUUACAGUAAGAGUUGGUUAUGAUUUAGAUGAAGCUGCAUCAACCCGAGUCUAUUGCGGAAGUGGCUUCACAUUUGCUUUAACCAAGUUCUAAUUUCUCCUCAAACUUAUGCAUCUGGAAAAAUCACUAAAUUUGUGCGGUCAAAAUAUGUGCUUCCAGAUAAUUUGUCCGGUCUAGAUACGCAUUUUGGAAAAUGUAGAGGGUUUUGAGUAGUGGGUAGAACGUGGCUGAGUAAUACAUUUCAAGAAAGUAUUUUGCACUCGUGGUGUUUGGGUUCAGGCUGCAUUACACUUGGAAGCCAGAAUCCUCUAGCUCCUCGGAGUUGGGAACUAGGAAGCAAAAGGAUCUCUGAUAUGGGUAGGGGCACCUCAAAGAAAUAGAGAGCUCAAUUUACUAUACUUUAUGGUGUAUAAAGACACUGAUCUCUGUGGAAGCCGGUUUAACAAAUUCUAGUUUGAGCUAAUACACGGCUGAGAUUCUCCUCUAGACUACAAUUGUAAAUUUAUAUGUUGGUGGUAACUCAUUUUCCUUUUA